Chrysoperla carnea is the source of this 1710-nucleotide messenger RNA. Its product is annotated as cytochrome P450 6k1-like. The record is from RefSeq and is a predicted model, not a curated record. Lineage: Eukaryota; Metazoa; Arthropoda; Insecta; Neuroptera; Chrysopidae. Gene Ontology annotation, molecular function: monooxygenase activity; oxidoreductase activity, acting on paired donors, with incorporation or reduction of molecular oxygen; heme binding. The coding region runs from base 23 to 1609 and encodes 528 amino acids. The transcript has 4 exons.
UGAAAUAUUUAUAAUUUUCAGAAUGAGUUUUGUCACAUCUAAUUGGCUAACGAAUUGCUUACCAAUUCUUACUUUUGUCUUAACAGUAUUAUACAUUUACUUAAACUCCAAAUACAAUUAUUGGAAAAAAAGGAAUGUACCCUAUGAAAAACCAAAUUUAAUAUUUGGUAAUUUUUACGAAACUUUUACUUUAAAAAAAAAUUUAACAACAUUUUUUCAAGAACAAUAUGAAAAAACAAAUGAAAGAGUGUAUGGUUUAUACAUAUUUCAACGUCCAUAUUUAUUACUCCGAGAUCCUGAACUAGCGAAGUAUGUAUUGGUGAAAGACUUUAAUAAUUUUAUAGCAAGAUCCAAUUCCGAAGCACCAAAUGAUUCACUUGGUAAAAAUAAUUUAUUUUCAUUAAAAAAUAUUCAUCAUUGGCGUUUUAUGCGUACAAAAAUGUCACCAUUUUUCUCACCUAGUAAAAUGCGAAAUUUAUUUGAAUUAUUCGACGAAAUUGGUGUACAAUUAACUGAACAUAUCAAAGAACAUGUAAAUGAAACAAUGGAUGUUAAAGAUGUAAGUCAAAAGUAUACAACUGAUGUAAUCGUAUCAGCGGCUUUUGGUAUACAAGCAAAUUCGUUUACAAGUGAUCAAGCAGAAUUUUCAGGAAUUGCAAAAAUUAUGUUUACUUAUACACUUAAACGUAGUAUUGAAUUGUUUUCAUUCUUCUUUGCACCUUUGUUAGUGAAAAUAUUUAAUUUUAAAUUCUUUGGUGAAGAAGCAUCACAAUUUUUACGGAAGGUUGUUUGGCAUACAAUUCAAGUACGCGAAGAAAAUAAUAUUAAGCGACCAGAUUUAAUUGAUGCAUUGAUUACAUUAAAAACUACAGGAACAAUGGAAGAUAGUCUUGUUAGUGAAAAGAAUGAUGGAGAGAGUGGGACCAAAUUACAAGAUUCAAUUAAAUUGGAAGGUGACGUUUUGGUAGCACAAGCUGCUGUAUUUUUUACAGCAGGGUUUGGAACCUCAUCUUUAACAAUGUCAUUUACUUUGCAUUCACUAUCCUACAAUCCAGAAAUUCAAAUUAAAUUGCGAAAAGAAAUACAAAGCGUAAUUGCACGGAAUGGUGGAAAAUUUACUUACGAUUGUCUUCAAGAAAUGAAAUAUUUAGAUGCAUGUGUUAAAGAAACACUACGAUUGUACCCAACGUUGGGGAUGUUGGAUCGAGAAGCAAUUAAUACAUACACAUUUCCAGGAACAGAUAUUACUAUUGAUAAAGGAACUGCGGUAGUGAUUUCACUUGGAGGAUUACACAGGGAUCCACAGUAUUUUGAAAAUCCCUAUGUUUACGAUCCGGAACGUUUCAAUGAUAACAAUAAAAAUAGAAUUAAACCGUUCACUUAUAUGCCCUUUGGUGAGGGCCCACGAAAUUGUAUAGGAGCUCGUUUUGGUAGUGUGGCAACAAAAGUGGGAUUAGUACACAUUUUAAAAGAUUUUGAAUUGGAAACAUAUGAAAAACCUCCUCCAUUGGAAGUAAAUCCUAGAUCAGUUUUUCUAUCUCCAAAAAAUGGCAUUCAUUUGAAAUUACGUACUGGAACUGUUUAUGAACAGUUUAAUGAAGUGGAUUAGUAUUUAUUUUGAAGAUAAACGCAUUAAACAUACGCUUUGACAACAGAACAAAAACGAUCAAUAAUAUAAAAAUAUAAAUUUGUGUCAAAUUGAAAACUUUU